AUGGGAAAAACAUCAAAAGACAAAAGGGAUAUUUAUUAUCGAAAAGCUAAAGAGGAGGGUUGGAGAGCAAGAAGUGCAUUUAAAUUACUCCAAAUUGACAGCGAGUUUAAUAUUUUUGAUGGUGUUACAAAAGCAGUUGAUUUAUGUGCAGCACCAGGAAGUUGGAGCCAAGUUUUAACCCGAAAAUUAAACGAAAGUUAUAAAUUAAAAAAUGAAGAAUUAAAAUCCGGGAGUUCGUCAUCAAGCAAUGAAGAAGUAAAUGAGCCACCAAAAAUAAUAGCCGUCGAUUUACAAGCAAUGGCACCCUUGGACGGCGUGGUGCAAAUUCAAGGUGAUAUUACUAAAAUAUCUACUGCUGAAGAAAUAAUAGCUUAUUUUGAAAAUUCUAAAGCUGAUUUAGUUGUUUGCGAUGGAGCGCCUGAUGUAACCGGAUUACAUGACAUGGACAUUUACAUUCAAUCGCAAUUACUUUUGGCAGCUUUAAACAUAACAACACACGUUAUACGACCGGGUGGUACUUUUGUUGCUAAAAUAUUCCGAGCUAGAGAAAGCUCAUUACUAUAUUCACAAUUAAAAGUAUUUUUCAAAUAUGUCUCUUGCGCAAAACCGAGCAGCUCACGAAAUUCAAGUAUCGAAGCGUUUGUCGUUUGCAAAGAUUAUUCACCACCUGAUAAUUACAUUCCACAUAUGUUAAACCCACUAUUAACUCACGAGCCAUUGAACUAUGAUGAGUUGACUGGUAUCAACAAAUAUGUUGUUCCAUUUGUUGUAUGUGGAGAUUUAACGCAGCCUGAUUCUGAUUCGUGCUAUCCUCUUUCACUGAGUGGCGAAGAAUAUGUAUAUAAAAGUCCAAUCCAGGAACCAAUCGAGGCACCUUAUGAAGAAGCUAUCCAAAAGGAAUUUAAUUCAAACAACAAAAAAUCAAUUAAAGCUGAACCAUCUGCAUCGGAAAUUUUUUACGAUGAUGAUUUAUCAAUUGAAGACUUCAAAAAAAGUUCCCUUGAAUUUCAGAAAAAUAAAGAAGUAGCAGCGGCAAAUUCCCAAAUAAAACAAACUGACAUCCAUGAAGAUUUUCCAAGACGUUGUUACGCGUGCGAUAAAAUAUUUUGCUGUGUAGAUUGUUGUGAGGAGCACAUAAAGAAAAAACACAGUACCCGUCAUACUAUCACCGAUUGUCCUCUGUGUCGCAGAGAACCUUUAACAUUGCGUAAUUUUGACCACGAGCAGCUUAAAAACCACGUGGUAUUCAACCACCUGCCGCUGCAGUGUCUCAAGUGUGGUGAGUUGUUUGAAAAGCACGAAGAUUUAAAAUACAUCGGCACUUGCGACCGGCAUCCUAUUAUACGGAUAGAGCCACCCACGUUGACCGAAUUAUGUGUCACUUCGUUAUCUUCAUCAAGUUUGGAAGCUACAUCAGGAGUCACUAAAACUCCAUCAAACUCUUCAUCAGCCAAGCGCAAAUCUUUGUCAUUCAGCGGCGAUUAUCAACAAUUUGAAGAUUCGCCACGCGAAUUUACUCGACAUACAAGUACUCCGAUGCAAGUUGGCUUGACUAAGCAGCUUAAUUUAUCAAAUAUUAACAAUAAUAUAAGUGAUAAAAGCGGUAAUUUUUUUUUUAAAACACUUAAGCGGCCUGUUGUUCCAAUAAUUAGAAUUUCAAGCACCAGUGAUAAGUCAAUUAAUAUUAAUAACAAUAGUAGUAAUAUUAAUUUUAAUUCUCCUGAAUUUAUUUCUCAAGAUAAUAUAAAAAAAUUUAAUUUAUCAAAUUUUGAACGCACACCAUUAAGAUCUAUUUUGUCUUCAAAAUCAUUUAAUAAAGAUUCAAGUAAUCAAAGCGGAAGUUUAUUUAAAAAUUUAUCUGAGCGUAGAUUAGGAGCUAUGAUGGAAUUAAAUGAUGAAUCUGAUAAUAAUAAUUAUAAAGAAGUACCGGAUAGUGUUGGUGGAUUAUUAGAGCAAGAAGAUGAUUCUUUAAAUUCAGAAAAUAAAAAAAGAAGAGAUAGUAAAGAUUCUAGUAAGCGUGUAAGAUUUUCCGAUGAAUUUAAUUUAAAGUUAGAAGAUGAUAAUUUAACUGAUGAUAAUGAAAAAGAAGAAUUUUUUGAAUCUUGUCAGAGUUUUUCAGACACUUCUAUAAGCUCGACGGAAAAAAUUCAGUCUACUAGCGAUAAUAAAUUUGUUGGAGAUGAAAAGAAAGAUGUACUUAAAGAAAACCUGGAGAAUAUUGCACAGCCCGGAAGCUCUGGUGGUUCUUCUAGAGUUGUCAUGAUGGUUCUUCUGGAGAAGUCAGGGGAAGUUUACCCAAGAGAUCUGGCGCCGAUUAUAGACUCGAGCUUGGAGAAAUUAAAGACUGCUAUUACUGGCUCUAAUGAUCAGUUAGCGGCGACUUGUGUUAGUCAGGCAGAUAUUGAUAAUUGCCAGAGUGGGUUUGCAAUGCUUUCGGUUGAUAGUUAUACGAAAGUAUCUACUAUGGAGUGUGUUAAGAAUAAUGAUUCAGCUUCGAGCUACUCCAGUUGCUUGCAGAAAAAUCAGGAUAAAGAAAAUAAUUCUAAGGGAAUUUUCGCUUCGGUUGCUAAUGCUGUUAAAAGUGUCUUCAAAAAUAUAUCAGGAUCUUCUAAAAAUACAAGUACCUUUCAAUCAAAUUCACCUGAGAGUACCCUCCAAGAUUGGUCAUCUAUAGAUUCAUGUGAAAGCGCUAUAACAUCACUAUCUCGAGCAUCAAAACGUUCGCGUGAAGAAAUGGAAUUUCUACCGUGUUCAUCUUCAUCUUAUUCAUCAGACUCAUCAAUUGAUUAUAAAAGCGGAAGUAAAAAUAAAGAAGAUGAGGAUAAUAACAAAUCUACCCCGAACGAUACUCGCAGUCCGGCUGUAAAAAAAGCACGUGGAUGGUACAACCAAAUUCGACCUCGCAAACCUAUUUCCCGAAUGAAAAAUAGCUCGUCUUCGACUCCAUUGCCUCGUGGUGUUUCUCUUGAGACUCAGUGCUUCCAACAAGGCACUUUGAGCACCAAGGACGCCAUUCUACCUCUACCUGAUCGCGCUCAAGUCAAUAGAUCUACUCAAACUGACUUUUAA
Messenger RNA from Cotesia congregata, 3069 nucleotides. The record is from the annotation of a GenBank genome assembly. NCBI's taxonomy places the organism in Eukaryota, Metazoa, Arthropoda, Insecta, Hymenoptera, Braconidae.